Messenger RNA from Neurospora tetrasperma FGSC 2508, 2070 nucleotides. RefSeq lists its product as uncharacterized. The transcript has a single exon. Gene Ontology annotation, cellular component: Z disc; stress fiber; adherens junction. Gene Ontology annotation, biological process: muscle structure development; actin cytoskeleton organization. The record is from RefSeq and is a predicted model, not a curated record. The coding region runs from base 1 to 2070 and encodes 689 amino acids. Gene Ontology annotation, molecular function: muscle alpha-actinin binding; actin binding. Lineage: Eukaryota; Fungi; Ascomycota; Sordariomycetes; Sordariales; Sordariaceae.
AUGGCCGAUCUGCAACCAACCACUCCGAUCGAACGGCCAGGGACGUCGGCACGAAACCUCUCUACUGGACCCGGAAACCCGAUGACGCCAAUGAGAGGGAAUGGAUCUGAAGGAUCUGGUCCUCCCCAACGUGGGCCUCACCCACCGGGGCCGCCGCCACCAGGACUUGUUCAACAAGACCUGAAGCCCGACGACGCCUUCGCCAUGCUGAAUCGCGCCGAGACCUUUCCCCGGUCAAGCCAUACUCCAGAACCCCCACACCGGACACCAUCCGCACCUGGAUUCCGCCCCGAACGACCCCGACGACCGUCUGAAGCAGCUAGAGAUGCCGCAAGGGGCCCGGUAUCAGGGCCGAUGCCAGGCCCGAGGCCAGGCGCGAUGCCAGGUCCGAUCUCAAUGACGAACGAUCAUAUGAGAAGGCCGAGUAGAGGCCCAGACACAUCCCGUCCUCCACCACCACGGACCGGCCUCGUUCGGGCGAGAACUACAGGGCCAGAUGGAGCCCCUGCCGUACCAGCCAUCAAUCUCGCAGAGGAAUUCGGAGUAGGAAAUCCAUAUCAUACACCAUCCGAAUCCGUUUCAUCCAAUGAAUCGAGCCAGGCUUCAUUCAAUGGUUCAACCCAGGACACUACUACCUUGGAGCGCCGACCUAGUCAAGCAAGUCAGGCUAGCUCAAGGACGAGCCCACCCCGAUCUGUGGCAUCCAGUGGGAGGAAAGGAUCAGACACGCCCACAUUUGACAGCUCUGUAACAGACCUACAGUCUAUCGUGGACGAGGAUGGAGGUAAACUGACGCGGACACCCUCUACGCAAUCAGUUCCUUAUGAUGGUGGUAUUCCUCAAAUGCUCCGGAAGCUGAGACCACCACCCCUUAGCAAAAGGCCACCACCUCCAGAAGGCGGAUAUGAUCCACGAAUUGACCCACGCUUGCAGCGGAAUAAGUCACCCUUGGCUUCGCCUGCUCUUGAUCUUUCAGGUCUCGACGACCCAAUGAUUCGCCAAUUUGAUCGCGGAGUCUCUCCACAGCCCGGGCCAUCUGCAUCUCCGCUGCUAGCCUCGGCAACAAUCGAGAGAAAGGAUCGAUCAUCAACUGCAACCGCGAAUAGCCAACAAGAACGCCCAGCGUCUCAAUCGUCUCAGCGCCCUGCAGAGCGGAGCAGUCGCCAGUCCUUGUCCGCACUGGAGAUACAACAACAGGAGCCGCCACAGCCAGACUCUCCUUUGUCUCCGGCAGAGGAGCAACAAAUGCCUCAAAUAAAAGCUCAAGCUAAAGAGCGACAGCCCUCUCAACCACCGCAACCCGCCGAAUCGCCAGCUGCAAAGGUCGCUGAAGAGCAACAGGAACCGAAGACACAAACAAGCCCACGGGCUCCAGGACCGGACGAAUGGCAGCGUAGGAGUAGCGAUGGAACCGCAAGGCCGGAUCAAGAACGGGAGCCGGCGCCCUCGCAGCCUCGACAGGCUCCUCCAGCUACCUCAUCUCGUGGCGACUGCAAAGGCUGCAACCUGCCCAUCACAGGUAAAUCCAUUUCCAGCGCGGAUGGCCGUCUAACGGGACGUUAUCACAAGGCCUGUUUCGUGUGCUCGACAUGUCGCCAGCCCUUCUCCUCAGCCACCUUUUAUGUCCACCAGGAUCGACCGUACUGCGAGCGCCAUUACCACGAGCUCAACGGAAGUCUCUGCGGAAGCUGCGACAACGGUAUCGAAGGCCAAUACCUCGAAGACGAACGGCGCAGGAAGCACCACGUCGGUUGCUUCCGGUGUGGCGAUUGCAAGCUCGUGCUGAAGGACGGCUAUUUCGAGGUCAACGGAAAGGCCUAUUGCGAAAAGGACGCUUGGAGGAGGAUGCAGUGGCUCGCUAGUAACGGCGGUGGGGGCCCGGGUCGGAAACCUCCUCCGCCCGGACCCCGGUUCGGACAUCCUGGAGCAGGGGGGCCACCACGGACCGGUCCUAUGGGACCGAUGGGACCUGGUAUGGGCCGCCCCGGUAUGGGUCCGGGCGCACAUGACCUGCCGCCGCCGGGUAUGCCGCGCAUGGAGAAGCGUAUGACGAGACUUGGCAUGAUUUGA